AUGGCGGACGCUUCAGUCGCUGCACCCAAUGCAGCAGAGGGAGACCAACAAUCUCCCGGCAGUGACUUCAACUAUGCCGCUCUGAUGAUGGGCAUCUCGGCCAUCUUGGAAGGCAGAGACCUCCACAGCUUCUGCAUGAAGGACAUGUGGGGGGCCCUCGAGGAGCAACUCGGCAUCUCAUCCGCAGAGCUUCAAGACAGGAAGUCAGAGAUUCUCGACUUGGUGCAAGCAGAGGUGCAACGGAUCAUGGACCAAGAGAACAAGCCAUCGUCCAAGAAUGCGAAGAGCAUUAGCAAGAAGCGAAAGAACGCCGAGAACGUGGAUUGGCGCUACAUGCUCGAACGACGUGAAAGGAAGAUGGGCAAAGCUGCUGCAAAGAUGGGCCAGGCGUCUGAGCCGGACUCUCGACCUGAUAUCGAGCAGAUGCCGGAGAACCCGGAAGAAUUGCAACAGUUCAACAUCACAACCCCGUUGAACGUUACAAUUGAAGACAAUGCCAUACAGCUGUCGCCAAGAACUUUUCCCAGCGGCACUCGUGGAUUCCAUGCGCUGCAGAAGCUGACAGUGACCCUCGAUGGCAAGCCACGCAGCCUCAUCUGCCAAGUCAGCUGCGCAAUUGUCCCGGGUAAAUCAGACUGA
Symbiodinium sp. CCMP2592 is the source of this 639-nucleotide messenger RNA. NCBI's taxonomy places the organism in Eukaryota, Dinophyceae, Suessiales, Symbiodiniaceae. The record is from the annotation of a GenBank genome assembly.